Molecule: messenger RNA, 1252 nt
Organism: Lotus japonicus
Lineage: Eukaryota; Viridiplantae; Streptophyta; Magnoliopsida; Fabales; Fabaceae
Product: peroxidase 55
Exons: 3
Coding region: 63-1025 (320 amino acids)
Biological process (GO): response to oxidative stress; hydrogen peroxide catabolic process
Molecular function (GO): heme binding; peroxidase activity
Source: RefSeq, a predicted model, not a curated record
AUAAUAUAUAGAGAGUUGUGGAGACACAUUUGCAAAGGUAGCUAGCCAGAGAAACUCAGAAGAUGGAGAUCAUAAGGAUAGUAUUAAUGACGUCUGUGAUGGCUUUUACGAUCAUAUAUAGAGGAGAAGGUCAAUUAGUAGAGAAUUUCUACACUUCAACUUGUCCAAACGUUGAAUUCAUCGUGGCCCAAGCAGUGACCACCAAGUUCACCCAGACCAUCACCACUGGACAAGCAACCCUGCGUCUAUUUUUGCAUGACUGUUUUGUUGAGGGAUGUGAUGCGUCCGUGAUAAUAGCAUCGCCAAAUGGGGAUGCAGAGAAGGAUGCAUCGGAAAAUCUUUCACUACCAGGUGAUGGAUUUGAUACAGUGAUCAAGGCUAAGCAAGCUGUUGAAGUUGCAUGCCCAGGAGUGGUCUCAUGCGCUGACAUUUUGGCACUCGCUGCCAGAGAUGUCAUAGCCUUGCUUGGAGGUCCAUCAUUCAACGUGGAACUAGGACGCAGAGACGGUCUCAUUUCAAAAGCAUCACGCGUUGCAGGAAACCUUCCAAAACCAAACUUCAACCUUAACCAACUCAACACCAUGUUCUCCAACCACAACCUCACCCAAACCGACAUGAUCGCACUUUCAGGAGCACACACGGUCGGCUUCUCACACUGCAACGAGUUCUCCAACCGCAUAUACUCCUCCCCAGUGGACCCCACUCUGGACCCCACCUACUCCCAGCAGCUCAUCGCAGAGUGUCCUAAAAACCCUGACCCUGGCGUGGUGGUUGCUCUGGAUCCUGAAACAUCUGCAACCUUUGACAAUGAGUAUUAUAAAAACCUUGUUGCUGGGAAGGGGUUGUUGGCUUCGGAUCAAGUGUUGUUUACAGACCCUGCUUCGAGGGCUACGGUGGUUGAGUUUGCGAAUAAUGGUGGUGAGUUUAAUGGGGCGUUUGUGGCGGCUAUUAGGAAGCUUGGGAGGGUGGGGGUUAAGACUGGUAAGGAUGGAGAAGUUAGGAGGGAUUGCACUAGAUUCAAUUGAUGUGAAGAUGAUGGGUUUGUUUCAAGAAUUAUGUUUCCAAAGGAAAUUAGUUAAUUUGGUGGUGUGUAUUUGAUAAAGUAAUAAUAAACCAUGAGCUAACCACGAGUGGGUAUGUUGGACUUUGUCUCUUGUAAAUGAAAAAAAAAAUAUUAGUAAUUAAAAGAGCUAAUCUUAUCAUUUUGUGGAUGUUUUCAGUUGUCAUUAAAUAAAUUGUUUUCUAUGAAGGA